Dibothriocephalus latus is the source of this 474-nucleotide messenger RNA. The record is from the annotation of a GenBank genome assembly. Lineage: Eukaryota; Metazoa; Platyhelminthes; Cestoda; Diphyllobothriidea; Diphyllobothriidae.
AUUCUUCCCGGUGAAAGGAUUCCCGUCGACGGCCGAGUCGUAAGCGGAAGCUCUGCCUGUGACGAAUCUAUGCUCACUGGCGAAGCCAUGCCGGUGCUUAAAAAUAUUGGUGACGAUGUGAUCGGCGGUUCGAUCAAUCUGACCGGCCUACUGUACGCACAGGCCACUCACGUUGGAUCAGAGUCUGCUCUAACGCAGAUAGUCUCCCUUGUUGAAGACGCACAGUCCUCAAAGCCAGAAUUAAGCUUUAUGGGCUCCUUCCCACAGUUGAUACAAGUCUUGGGGUCGAAGUACAUCAGCCACAGGCAGCCAUGCAUUUCUUUGCGUAUGCUUCUUGUCACCGUGAAGGACACAUCGAUAAUAAGAAUAAUCCAGGACGAGCGAGAACUGGAUGGUCAUUUCUGCUUUACGCGCGCUCUCGGUCAACCCUGCUCAGAUGAGGACUGUCUGAGAUGCUACCAUCGCGACCUCUAA